AUGCAUACAACACAAUUAGAUACAACGGGAGCAGAAAGCUUGUGCAACACGGAGACGGUACAGGUGGAAGCCAUCUUUGCAUUGUGCCUCGUCCGCCUCCACCCCGCGCCUCCUCCGCCGCGGACUGCAGCAGCUUCAUCGCCAGAGUCCCUCAACUCUCGCUUUCUUUUUAAUCCCCUGCGUCGGAUCACCAGCUCCGAAACCACCACCAAGGACUUAAAGGAGAAGAAGAAAGUUGUGGAAGAGGCCGACAAUGGAAGGGACGCCCCUGCUAACGGGAAUGCUAAUCAGGAAGAUGAGGAGCAGGAGGCUGGCAAUGAGGUAGAUGAAGAAGGUGGGGAGGAAGAGGAGGAGGAGGAAGAAGGUGACGGUGAGGAAGAGGAUGGAGAUGAAGACGAGGAAGCUGAGUCAGCUCCGGGCAAGCGGGCAGCCGAAGGCGAUGAGGAUGACGAUGUCGAUACCAAGAAGCAGAAGCCCGACAAGGAUCACCAGACAGCAAAAAAGGAAAAGUUAAACUCAAAAAAACGCCGCCGUGACCUGUUCACCCUCCACUUCCGGUCUCAGAAUCUAACCAUGGCCGCCUUCGGGUAGAGAGGCCCGCGCGCCCGCCGUGGACAGCGCCCCCCGCAGGCGACACGCGUCUCCACCGCCCGACCCAAACCGUGAGGGUCUGCAACAGCGGAGAAAAGCGCCAAAACUUCCACGGCACUGCUUUUUUUCUUAAAAGUACUUUAAAAAGGAAAUGUGUUUGUAUUUUUUAUUUACAUUUUAUAUUUGUGUAUAUGUUGUUAGGGUCAGCCAUUUUUAAUGAUCUCGGAUGACCAAACCAGCCUUCGGAGCGUUCUCUGCCCUGCUUCUGACUUGACUUCCCUGUCCUGCUUCUGACUUGACUUCCCUGUCCUGCUUCUGACUUGACUUCCCUGCCCUGCUUCUGACUUGACUUCCCUGUCCUGCUUCUCACUUGACUUCCCUGUCCUGCUUCUCACUUGACUUCCCUGUCCUGCUUCUGACUUGACUUCCCUGCCCUGCUUCUGACUUGACUUCCCUGUCCUGCUUCUCACUUGACUUCCCUGUCCUGCUUCUCACUUGACUUCUCUGUCCUGCUUCUGACUUGACUUCCCUGUCCUGCUUCUGACUUGACUUCCCUGCCCUGCUUCUGACUUGACUUCCCUGUCCUGCUUCUGACUUGACUUCCCUGCCCUGCUUCUGACUUGACUUCCCUGUCCUGCUUCUGACUUGACUUCCCUGCCCUGCUUCUGACUUGACUUCCCUGCCCUGCUUCUGACUUGACUUCUCUGCCCUGCUUCUGACUUGACUUCCCUGUCCUGCUUCUGACUUGACUUCCCUGUCCUGCUUCUGACUUGACUUCCCUGCCCUGCUUCUGACUUGACUUCCCUGUCCUGCUUCUGACUUGACUUCCCUGCCCUGCUUCUGACUUGACUUCCCUGCCCUGCUUCUGACUUGACUUCCCUGCCCUGCUUCUGACUUGACUUCCCUGUCCUGCUUCUGACUUGACUUCUCUGUCCUGCUUCUGACUUGACUUCUCUGUCCUGCUUCUGACUUGACUUCCCUGUCCUGCUUCUGACUUUACUUGUGGUGUGACCAUGUUCAUUAUAAUCUCAAAGGAGAAAAAAAACCUUGUAAAAAAAAGCAAAAA
Messenger RNA from Gorilla gorilla gorilla (western lowland gorilla), 1657 nucleotides. RefSeq names its product prothymosin alpha-like. The transcript is spliced from 2 exons. NCBI's taxonomy places the organism in Eukaryota, Metazoa, Chordata, Mammalia, Primates, Hominidae. The record is from RefSeq and is a predicted model, not a curated record. Gene Ontology annotation, biological process: negative regulation of apoptotic process; positive regulation of transcription by RNA polymerase II. Gene Ontology annotation, molecular function: histone binding. Gene Ontology annotation, cellular component: nucleus. The coding region runs from base 1 to 591 and encodes 196 amino acids.